This is a messenger RNA of Antechinus flavipes (yellow-footed antechinus), 3400 nucleotides long. Its product is annotated as clusterin-associated protein 1-like. Gene Ontology annotation, biological process: cilium assembly. The transcript has 2 exons. The record is from RefSeq and is a predicted model, not a curated record. Gene Ontology annotation, cellular component: centrosome; cilium; intraciliary transport particle B. Bases 1504 to 2907 code for a protein of 467 amino acids. NCBI's taxonomy places the organism in Eukaryota, Metazoa, Chordata, Mammalia, Dasyuromorphia, Dasyuridae.
AACACUAAAAUGGUGUAGGUGGCUUUAGUCUCAGGAGAUCUUCUUGGCAAAUGGCUGGAGCUGUGAAUAUGCUGGACUUGUCGAUGGUGUCUUUGCAGGACAAGCACCAGAUAGCUACUGGCUAUGAUCAUAAAUCCCACACAAAGGAAAUCAGGAAUAGAGAACAAAAUUAUAAAUACAGAGACUUUGAAUGAUGCUGGAGCAAACUGUGAACAGAAUCCAAUAUUCCAUAGCCUCGUGUUGUUACUUCUUUCUGUAACCUUCUGAAUAUUUGCAAAUAUAUAGAUAUUUAUUAGAAAGUGUAGGAUCCAGCAAAAAAAGCAAAAGGGAGCAAUGUAAUUUGAGGCUUGAGCUUUGAGUUUUGACCAAAUGGAAAAAGUAAAGGGACUGAUGGUGAUAAUCUGAAACCCAUUCAGAAAGCAAGUGAUAGUGAGAGAAACAUUACGGGCCACUCGGUGGAGGAAAAACAGCCAACAUGAUCCAGGAAAAUUUUCAUCCCCAAACCAAUCAUUGUCUGAGGGACUCCCUUGGAAAUGAGCCUGAUGGAGUUGGCCAGAGACAAGUGGAAGAAAAUGGAGUCUAUGGACUGCAGCCUGUUGUCAUUAUAGAAAGUGAUGGUAUAACGACAAAGGAGAAAGACGUUUCCCAGCAUUCCAGCUCCUGUCUGUAUGAAGAAGACAAUACCUAGAACUAAAUCAAGGAAAACAAGUUUCUCACUGACUAAAGUAGAAAUGUUUUAAGAGACAGAUGCAAGAAAUAUAAAAAGGGAGGAAGGAAAGAAGGAACAAAAAGGAGAGAAAAAGGAGGGAGGGAAGAGAGAGUAAAGGAUGGAGAUAUUGCGGGAUUAAAGAGGGAGGGAAGGAAGGAAGGAAAGAAAGUAGAGAAGCAGAUAAGGAGGAAGGCAAGAAGAGAAAUGGGGAAGGAUGAAGGGAAAAGAAGGAAGGAAAGGAAGGAAAAGAGGAAGGAAAGUUGGAGGGAGAUAAGGAAAGAAAGCAGGAAGGAGGGAGGGAAGAAAGAAAUGUUCUCAGAGAAAGAUGCAAGAAACAAAAAAGGAAAGAGGGAAGAAAGAAAGGAAGAAAGAAUGAGGAAAGAAAGAAACAGGGAAGAAGGAAGAAAGAGAGGAAGGAAAGAAGCAGUUUUCCAACAUUAUCCUAGAAGACAAUUUUGAGAAAUUAAAACAAAUCAUGAUCAACUUGAUUAUAUUUCUUGAAUUUUUUUUUGUAGUGAGCAGAGCGCAAAUACUUAAAUACUUAAAAAGUCAUCUAGGCAUAGCACCACUAUUUACUCAGGCAAAGAAAAAAUGAGGAAAAGAUAGAAACAGAUGGGGAAAGAGAAAGGGAAUAAAGGAAAAGAGAGAAAUCUGGAUGUAUGGUUACUUAUAGAAGGAAAAUUGCGAAUAAAAAAACACAUUAAGAUAUUUUAGAUUAUGAAACAUCGAAAAAACACAGAAUUACAAUUUGAAAAUUUACAUUUAAGAGAUGAUACUUAAGUGAAAAUACAGUCAUGAUACUUUUUAACAUCAUAAAUUUCUACAGAAGAGGUUGCCAUAGUAACCGCCCGAGCCAAACCACCUUCUUCCCGGCUCGAUGGAGGGUCGCUAAAAACCAAGGUUCCGGAUCGCGUUAUUUUAGGGGCCAACCGAGGUCACUGACGAGAUCACCAGCCAUGUCUUUCCGUGACCUAAGGAAUUUUACAGAAAUGAUGAGGGCUCUCGGAUAUCCCCGACACAUCUCUAUGGAGAAUUUUUGCACACCAAACUUUGGGCUUGUAUCUGAAGUGCUUCUCUGGCUUGUAAAGAGGUAUGAGCCUCAGACUGACAUUUCUUCUGAUGUUGAGACAGAGCAGGAUCGAGUUUUCUUCAUUAAGGCAAUUGCACAAUUCAUGGCCACCAAAGCCCAUAUAAAACUUAACACUAAGAAACUGUAUCAAGCAGAUGGCUAUGCAGUAAAAGAACUAUUGAAAAUCACAUCAGUCCUUUAUAAUGCCAUGAAAACUAAAGGAAUGGAAGGUUCUGAAAUAGGAGAAGAAGAUAUCAGCAAAUUCAAAUUUGAUCUUGGCUCAAAGAUUGCAGAUUUGAAAGCAGCUAGGCAGCUUGCUUCUGAAAUUACAUCAAAAGGAGCAUCUCUCUAUGAUUUACUUGGCAAAGAAGUGGAGCUGCGGGAGUUGAGAACAGAAGCAAUUGCCAGACCACUGGAGAUAAAUGAGACUGAAAAAGUGAUGAGGAUUGCAGUUAAAGAUAUUUUGGCACAAGUUCAGAAAACUAAAGAUUUGCUCAACAAUGUGGCCUCGGAUGAAGCAAACUUAGAAGCCAAAAUUGAAAAAAGAAAAUUAGAACUUGAAAGAAACCGAAAGCGCCUACAAACUCUGCAGAGUGUCAGACCAGCCUUUAUGGAUGAAUAUGAGAAGAUUGAGGAGGAAUUGCAGAAGCAAUAUGACAUAUAUCUUGAAAAAUUUCGAAAUCUGGCCUACCUAGAACAACAACUUGAGGAUCAUCAUAGAAUGGAGCAGGAAAGAUUUGAGGAAGCUGAAAAUACUUUACGUCUAAUGCAGAAUAAACUUAAGGAAGAAGAAAAGCGACUUCUUAAGAGUGGAAGUAAUGAUGAUUCAGACAUAGACAUCCAAGAAGAUGAUGAAUCUGACAGUGAAAUGGAAGAGAGACGAUUAUCAAAGCCACGAACAGCCAUGGAAGUUUUGAUGCAAGGAAGACCCAACAAACGCAUCGUGGGUACAAUGCAAGGUGGAGAAACUGAUGAUGAUGAAGAUUCAGAGGACAGCGAAAUUGAUAUGGAAGAUGAUGAAGAUGAUGAUGAUGAUCUGGAAGAUGAAAGCAUAGCUUUCUCCCCAACUAAGCCAAAUCGUAGGGCCCGGAAACCUGAGCCGCUGGAUGAGAGUGACAAUGAUUUCUAGCUUACUCCUCCUGGCCCCUAUGUAAAUUAAACACAACAUAGGUAAAUCUGUGGUGAGAUGUUUGGGAAAGUAAUAUCCAUUAUUUUAACUAAAUUAGCUGAUCAUUAUUGAAGGUGUUCAAGCUGUAUCCUCCUUUGCUUUAGAGUUCAUGAGGUUUAAACAGGAACCAAAAUACCACCAAGGUUUUUGGAAUAUAUUUUUGGAAAACAGGAUUUCUUAUUUCAUAUCAUAAAGGAGGUACAUAAAGGUCCACCAAACCACAAAGAGAAAAGAAACAUUACUAAUACCACUGUGCUACAAGUCAGAUCUUAGGAAUCAUCCCAAGAAUAGCUAUCCUCCGUGUAUGCUGCUUUCACAUGGUUUUUAGAACACUCUGGCAACAUACCAAUUUUUAGGGUUGGUCUUUUAAAUUUUAAAAUUCUCUGUGUGUUCUCUGUAUCAAGUUUUGAAUUUUCUUAAAUAAACAUUUUUCUAACAUUUCAAAAAAAAUAAA